CUUUUGUUCUCUUGGAGACUACCUAUUCCUCAUAAAUCCGAGAGGUCAGUUUCUAAUUUAUGUGGUACGUGUAAGUCGUUUGUUGGCUUGCCUAGCACCCAAGAAGAAACCCCUGAAUAUGUAUUAGUCAGCAAUGCAUUCUGCACCCCCUUACAGAGCACCAUGAUUGACACAAUACAAUUAUUUCUUAAUAUUUAUGGGCGAAACUUUAUAAAUCCAUAAAGAAAUAAAGGUUAGACAAUUUGCUGGGGUACCCCGCUAUUAGCUCUACAUUAUCAGCUUCUUGCUAGGUAAGAUGACAAAGUGUAGUCCAAGACAACUAGCGACAGCUUUGUCACCGCAGCUCUUUGUACUAUGACAACCUCGUUUCCCAGGUACCCAUUCUCUUAAGUGAAUUUCUGCGCACUGGUCACAACUUUUAUACCACCACCAGGUAAAUAAUCUAGGAAAACAGCAAUGGGUGUUGAAAGCAAACGUCGACACCAACAAAAAUUAUAAAACCAUCGAUCAAUAUCUACCCACCUAGGAAGUUACUUUUAACUCGUUUCGUUUCCCAGCGGAAACCUUCAGAGGUUGUCCUUGCAUCGCAUCUUUCCUACCUCCUAUCUCCUACACUAGAUUCUCCAACGGGAAACAAUGCGACAAAGAUGGCGCCCACUAUCGACAUCAUCCGUCACGCAGAAGCGCACCACAACAUCGCAGGCCCCGACAUUCCAGACCCGCGCCUAACCCAUCGAGGCCUGCGGCAGUGCCUCGGCAUGCAAGCCCGGUACAAGAAGAUAGACAGCGGGGCCAACAUCACGCACAUCAUCUCGUCUCCCCUCAGACGCGCCAUCGAGACCAGCCUGCACAUCGCGGAGCUGGCGCAGGACGGCUCCGCAAUCACCCUCAACCCGCACUUCCAGGAAGUCAACGCCACGCCCAGCAGCACGGGCACCGCCGCGUCGCAGCUGCUGGCCCAGUACCCCGGCGCCGGCCUCGACGCCGCGCGCGUCGACGAGCACUGGUACCGCAAGGGCCCCGACACGCCCUUCGCGCCCGACGCCGAGAAGCUCGAGACCCGCGCCCUGCGCGCCCGCUGCUUCCUGCUCGCCGUCGUGCGCGACCUGGCGACGCGGGGGCGGAGCGACGCGCGCGUCGUCGUCGUCACGCACGGCGAGUUCGCGCACUGGCUUACGAACGACUUCGCGGGCACCGGGUACGCGCGCAAUUCUAGCUGGCACACGACGGAGAUCCGGUCGUACCGCUUUGAGAAGUUGGAUCCCGGGGCCGGGGACGAGGUCCCGCUUGUUGAGACGAGGGAGAGUUUGGAGAGGAGGGGGCUUGAUGCGCCGGUGCUGGUGACGGAUGAGGAGAGGGCGGAGUUGAAGAGGAUUGCGACGAUUCGUGUUGUGUCGUAUGCGACGAGCUAUGCGGAGAAGGAAAGAAAGGAGCGCGAGGCGAGGGUGCUAGCGGAGGAUGAGGAGUGGGAGGAGGUGGGUGACGAGGAGGCGAAUAAGGAGAAUACGGCGCCGCCGCCUGGGUCGCAUCCGAUUCCGCGCCGUAGACACAGGCACGGGCCGUCUUCGCUUAGUCGAAGUUCGUGA
This is a messenger RNA of Annulohypoxylon truncatum, 1586 nucleotides long. RefSeq names its product phosphoglycerate mutase-like protein. Lineage: Eukaryota; Fungi; Ascomycota; Sordariomycetes; Xylariales; Hypoxylaceae. Bases 648 to 1586 code for a protein of 312 amino acids. Gene Ontology annotation, molecular function: phosphatase activity. The transcript has a single exon. The record is from RefSeq and is a predicted model, not a curated record. Gene Ontology annotation, cellular component: cytoplasm.